AUGGAACGAGAUGAGAAGCAACAACAUGAUAAUGACGAGCCAUUGUUCAUCCGAGAGGCUGUUGUUAAAGAAUUGUUGAGUUGGAAUGAUUGUGUUGAUGCACUGGAAUCGGCAUUGGUUGCGGCCACAAAUAGUAACAAAAGUGCUGAUAAGCCUUUUUCCUCUCAAACUCCGAGAACCUUUACACCAGUGCCGGGUAAAGGAGUUCUCUUAUCUAUGCCAGGGUUUAUAGGAAAUUACCCAUUGCAGACGGUAACUGGCAAUGAGAGACAUUCAACUCUUGCAUGUAAACUUGUAACAUCGUUCAGUGGAAAUUCUAAAUUAAAUCCACCAUUGCCAAGUAUUCUUGCAACAAUUCUCAUGUUUAAUGCGGACACAGGAAGAUUGAAAGCAAUUGUCGAUGGUACGGAAAUAACAGCUUGGCGUACUGCUGCUGUCAGUUUAGUAGCUACAAAACAUCUCUAUUAUUCCAGCAGACGAUUCAAUUCAUCUAAUGACUAUACACUGGCAAUUUGUGGAACUGGAGCUCAAGGUCGAAUACAUGCUAUUGGUAUGUUGACUUACUUUCCAAACUUCUUCUCAAAACUCAAUUUAUGGAAUAGAACGAAGAGUCGGGCCGUUAAAUUAAGAGACGAAUUGAACAAGCUGUUUCCGGGACUGACGAUUGCCGUCCUUGAUAAUUCAACUGAUUGCGUUAACGAUGCUGACGUCAUUGUGACAGCGACAAACUCGAGCACUCCGCUCUUUGGAAAAAAUGAUUUAAGGAAAAGCUCAGUUCAUAUAAACGCAAUUGGAGCUGGAACCAAUCAUCAUUCGGAAUUGGCGCUUGACAUUUAUCAAUCUGGAUCUGUGUUUAUUGAGAGUAACUUAGGCAUUCAAACAGAACUGAAAGGUAUUGAAGCGUACGUGAAAGGUGAAAUCGGGGAGGUUAUAAAAGAUGAACAGAGACGCGACAAUAGCGAGAAGAUAUCCGUGUUCCAAUCAAUGGGCAAUGCCCUCGAAGAUGGCGUAAUGGCAAAUUUAAUUUAUCAAAAGUUUAUCAGAUUAUAAAUUUAUAUCCAAGCAAUGUAACGAAUAAAAAAUAUUGUGAGCAAUAAAAUCCUUCGAGAU
Molecule: messenger RNA, 1110 nt
Organism: Clunio marinus
Lineage: Eukaryota; Metazoa; Arthropoda; Insecta; Diptera; Chironomidae
Source: the annotation of a GenBank genome assembly